Nymphalis io (European peacock) is the source of this 2743-nucleotide messenger RNA. RefSeq names its product 7SK snRNA methylphosphate capping enzyme bin3-like. Gene Ontology annotation, biological process: snRNA modification. The record is from RefSeq and is a predicted model, not a curated record. NCBI's taxonomy places the organism in Eukaryota, Metazoa, Arthropoda, Insecta, Lepidoptera, Nymphalidae. Bases 306 to 2669 code for a protein of 787 amino acids. The transcript has 5 exons. Gene Ontology annotation, molecular function: snRNA binding; O-methyltransferase activity; RNA methyltransferase activity.
UGUCAAAUUGCCAUUUUCCUAUUUGUUUCGGUGUGUGCAGUGUGGCGAAUAACUGAUGAAAUCACAUUGUUUUUAUAUUUUGUCUAAUAGGAAAAAAAGAUUGUCAGGUAAAGUUUAAGCAUAUGAUAUUUGUGAUGUAUCAAUCUUUUAUUAUAUUUUACAUCAAGCAUAUAUACAUUCGUUAGACCUGUUUAUCACCAUUGACGGAUGUCCUUGUACAUUUUGCAAGAAACGAAGUGGCGGUAAAUUUAAGUUUUACUUUUUAUCUAGAUUUAACAUGUAAUUUUUUUUAAUUGUGAAUAAAAAUGGGUAGCUCAGAAGAAAAUGUUAUUACUAGUGAAAAUAAAAGUGAGUGUGAAAUCGUCGAAAAUGAUGCUGGUGAUAUUUCGGAAAAUGAUAAUUCAGAAAUUACGGAACAAUCCCUAAAUAUGAGUACAUUAUCAAAUGUACCUCAAAAUGACGCUAAUACUUCCAAGGAGGUCGAUAACUCUGGUGCUGGAAGUUCAAAGAAAACGAAAAAGAAAUUCAGGCACGGGAAAAAAGGUCACGUUCUUUCUAAGGACAAUCAGGAGAGAUGUACCGUACGAAGGGUUCAUCAUUCUGGCACAAAAUUUAAACAAAGUAAGAAACGAGCACAAAGUUUUCCUUCUAUAUCAAAAUUCUUUCUACCUUACAAAAGGCCGCGCAAGGAAGCUUUUAUUCCUCCUACUAAAUUUCUACUUGGUGGUAACAUAUCUGAUCCUCUAAAUCUUAAUAGCCUGCAAGAUGAAGACGUGAAUAGAGCAAUGAAUGCUGUAACACCAGAAUCUUCACCACUUCCAACACCACCAAGGCACAAGGCUAAGAUUGAUGUUAUUAUACCACCUAAUAUUAGAGAUCCUCUUAACCUAAUGGAACCCUUAGAUAAUGAAGAAUAUGAGAAAAGACUGGAAAUGCAGCAACGGAAGCCUCGUAAAAAACCAAGAAUAAGACGACGUACAACAGAGACAACCGCACCAACAGUAGAAGUUGUUACAGAAAAAGAAGAAGGCAUUAAGGAGCCACUACCACCUGAACCAUCUACAUCUAUUUCAAAGUCACGCAAGAGAUCAUGCAGUGAAAGUGAAAAUAGUAUACAGAAGGGUAAAGAUGGCAAAAAGUUACGACGAAUGGACUCUUUGGAUAAAAUUGUUAGUCCUGUAGUUCCACAGCCUGGUGCUUGGAUGAGGGCUCGACCUCAACAGAGAGCAGGUACACAAGAACGACCUGCUUCACCACAUAGAACUAAGCUAAAAAGUGUAUCGGAAGAAGAGCAAAAAAUGCCAACAUUUCAUCCAAAAAAUUCACGAUAUCAAUAUGGAAAUUAUGAUAGGUAUUAUGGAUAUCGUAACUUGAAUGCCAUGAUGGAUAUAAGACUGCAAGUGUUUGAAAUGCACCGGCAUCUAUUCCAAAACAAGGAUGUACUUGACAUUGGGUGUAAUGUUGGACAUAUCUCUAUAGCAGUAGCACGCACGCUCGGUGCUAAGUCAGUUGUUGGAAUGGAUAUUGACCCAGUUCUUAUUGGGAGAGCAAGGAAAAACCUGAGAUCUUUUAUACCUGUUCCAUCAGAACAACCAAAGAUAGAAGAUGAGAAGAAAACUGAAGUGGAUGAAAAAAAGAUUGAUUGUGAUAAAUGUGAAGAAAAAAAAUGUGAUGAUUGUAUUUCUACAGAUCAGAAACAUGAUAAGGAAGAUGAUCCUAAGAAGGCUUUAACCGGGAGAAAAUUAAAAAAACCAAGAAAGAACAGAAAGUCAAUUCAUAAACAAGAACUUGGGCAAUGCUUUUUCCCUAUGUCAAUGUCCAUGAUGUUUGGUCCACUUGGUGAUCCAAAGGCUGAAGAUUCAAUGCCUGGGUUUCCCUAUAAUGUCACAUUCAAACAGGGUAACUAUGUUCCUCGUGAGGAUGUAGCAAUAGGAUCUGGAAUGGAGAGUCCACAGUUCGAUUUGAUUUUAUGCCUGUCAACAACAAAAUGGCUUCACCUCAACUGGGGUGAUGCGGGCCUAAAACUUGCGUUUCGACGGAUGUUUGCUGACCUUCGACCCGGAGGUAAACUUGUAUUAGAAGCUCAGAAUUGGGCAAGCUAUAAGAAGAAAAAGCGCUUAACUCCAACUAUUUAUGAAAAUUUCAAUUCGAUCGAGCUGUUCCCCAACAAAUUUCGGGAAUAUCUCCUGUCGCCGGAAGUCGGAUUCAGCAAAUGCUGUAUUUUGGGAGUGCCACAACACGCGAGUAAAGGAUUCCGGAGGCCCAUACAACUGUACAUCAAGGGGGACUUCACCCCGAGCAAGGCGCGGUGGUCGGACGCGUACGCGCCGUCGUCGCAUCACCGGCCCGAGGCUGAGCCGCCGCGCCGAACCGUGUACGCGCCGGUCUCGCCCGCUUACCGGCCCAGCGACGACGCGCCUUCCUGCGGGGCCGUGACUCCCUACUCGCCUAAUCUGGACUGCUGCGCGGACGACUCCCCAUUCUACAACCCCCGCAGCGACUCGUACGCGCCGUCGUAUCAGCCACAGCGGCCGACGGUGUACGCCACGCUGCCGUCGCCGCUGGGCAGCGCGUCGCCCGCCGCGUCGCCGGCCGCGUCCCCCGCGCCGCACGCGUCGCCCGCGCCCGACCCGCUGUCGGCGCGCGGCUUCCCGACGCACGACGACUGAACGUCCGCCUCUCGUUUAUGUAAAUAACUGUAGAUCCCCUAAGAUUAUGUUUCGAUAGGCUGAAAAUAUUUUAU